Molecule: messenger RNA, 624 nt
Organism: Oikopleura dioica
Lineage: Eukaryota; Metazoa; Chordata; Appendicularia; Copelata; Oikopleuridae
Source: the annotation of a GenBank genome assembly
AUGACCUCUGGUUGGAAUAUUAUCAGUCAAAUGAGCCCAAAAGACAAAAGACCCAUCAGUUCAUCCUGCCAUUACAAUUCAGUAAAUCUCAACGAAAAAUUCAUUUUCACUCGACCAUUAACUGUAACCGGCGCUUACUUAUAUCCUUCCGGUGAAAUUCUCUUCCACCAAAUGACCCUAGACAGAAUUGAAAACGACGAGUACAUGCUUCAGAACAACGAUUUCAAGGAACACUCUCCAGUUCUUCGAAUUCCCCUCAAGAACCCAUAUUAUGCCGCUUAUGAGUAUUUCUGUGAUAUCUAUUUCAAAACCCAAUGCAAUUUAUACGAAGACGAUGAAAUCAAGCUACAAAUCGUGAAUGAUGAAUACGGAAACAUGGAUGAGAAUACUUGGUAUCUUCUUCCUGAAGCAUACACCCUCGAACUCAUCCCAACUUUUCCCAUUGAGGAUGUUAUUAAAGUCAAAAGCAAUGCAAAAGAUCUCGCCGAUAAUUUGAAAGCGAUGGGAUUCGAAAAUCAAGCAAUUUGUGAUGCGGUCUCCUGUUGCAAGGGGGAUAUUGUCAACGCAGUCGACUUGCUGAUGGCAGCCACGAUAAAUGGCGAAAAUAAGAAUUCGAUUUUGUAA